Molecule: messenger RNA, 1535 nt
Organism: Abrus precatorius (Indian licorice)
Lineage: Eukaryota; Viridiplantae; Streptophyta; Magnoliopsida; Fabales; Fabaceae
Product: protein FANTASTIC FOUR 2-like
Exons: 1
Coding region: 308-1210 (300 amino acids)
Source: RefSeq, a predicted model, not a curated record
UAGAAAAAAAGAAUAUCAUUGUUGAUAAAUAAUGAAGUUACAAAGCCAACAUGGUAGUGGCCAACUAUAUAUAGACCCACUCCUUACACUUAUUUUUCAUGUCUAUUUCUCACUUCUCGAUCUCUUUCUUUCUCUUUUCCGAGGAACCCAUCUUCAUUUUAUUGCUUUAAUUUAAGUCCCUCUGUAUUCCCCCACAGAACCAAAGCAAAUUUUCUCUCCACUGGUUUAACCUAAACUCCUCUGUUUCUCCCCUGCUCUAUUCCUUUUUUCCCCUGCCUUUGGACAUUUCCAUUGUGGAUAACACAAAAUGUCUUACUCAAGUGUCUGUCAAGGGUUGCAAUCAAGUGUUGAACCCCGCCACAUCGAAUCACGUGUGUUAAAGCUCAAGUUGGCUCCACCAGGGUCUAACACUAACACCACUUCCCCCUCCACAGACCCUGGAACCUGUGAAAAACCCGUCACCAACAUUUCUACACAAACUCCAGCGAUAAAAAACCAUGAACAUGGCAACAAAAAUUCUGAACCUGGUGGCUGCAACUGGAGCUUUCUUCAAACUCUCUCCAACAUUUCUCAUUGUAACAAAACUGAGGAUGUCUAUGUGCACCCUGCUGUUAAGCGUUCCUCUUCAAUGCUCAGUGCAAAAAGCUUGGAAUUGUGCACUGAAAGUUUAGGUAGCGAAACUGGUAGUAAUGCCGGUGAUAACAGUGAUGACGUGUCUUUGUUUUCACUUGAAAGUAGCCACAGUUUCAGAAACAACAACAACAACACUACAGUUGUUAACAGGAACUCUGAGUCUAAAAGAUUGAACCGUGGUAGCACCUUUCCACCACCCUUAACUUCAAUGGGAGGGUUACAAGUUAGGUCUCAUCGUGAAGAUGGUAGGCUAAUCUUGGAAGCUGUGACAUCAUCUUCUCCUCAACCUUAUUUUCAAGCAGAACGUGGCAAUGGUAGGCUUAGGCUUCGAUUGUUUGAGAGUGUGGCAUCUUAUUAUGGUGGUGAUGAUGAAAUAGAAGGUGAAACUUUAAAACAAGAAGCAUAUGGUGAAGAAGAUGGUGUGGUAGAAGAGGAGGUGGAAGAGCAUGUUGCAUAUGGUGAAGAUGAGAUGGGCAUAACAAUGUUUGUGAGACCAAGCACGUGCAAGGAAAGUGGGAAUAGAGUUAUUUUUGGCGACGUCUACUUUGACCAUACCCCUGUUUCUCUCUGUCUCUGAGCAGAUCUAAUUUAUUACUGUUGUGUUAUCUCUCUCUCUCUCUCUCUUUUUAUUUCAUUUUCCCAUUUUCUUUUUAUUUUUAUUUUUUUGCUGUUUUAGGAUUUCGGCUGUUAUGAUUGGAAGUUUGGUGCUAGAAAUUUCUGAACAUCGUAAUGGUAGUUAUUAUAGUUAUUAGUUACAUUCGACAUCGUCCUUCUGUUUUUCCAUCAUUUGUGGUGCUAGUUUCUAUUUUUUUUAUUCUUUAUUAUACCUUUUAUGUUUCUAGAAUGCUCCGAAAACAAUUCCUCAAGAGGAAAAAAAAAACUGAUAUUCGAACAGACAGAGA